Molecule: messenger RNA, 1328 nt
Organism: Cuscuta campestris
Lineage: Eukaryota; Viridiplantae; Streptophyta; Magnoliopsida; Solanales; Convolvulaceae
Source: the annotation of a GenBank genome assembly
GCUAAUAGUCAAGCAGCAAGUAAUUACGAGUACUAAUCCCCACAAAGAGCAGUUGGCAAUGUCCGAUCUCAGUUCUUCCCUCCCCGCGGCCGCCGCCGCUCUGAGCGCAGAGGAUCGCGACGACUUAGUUAAUGUGUUGAAGAAUAAGCUUCAGAGUUUGGCUGUGCGCGAGUCCGAUAUGCUGAAGAAUUUGACACCGAGUGUACGGAAGCACGUAGAAGCCCUGGAACAGAUUCAGAACCAACAUAAUGAAUUAGAGGCCAAGUUUUUUGAGGAGAGGGCAGCACUUGAAGCCAAGUACCAAAAGCUAUAUGAACCCCUUUACACCAAGAGAUAUGAAAUAGUGAAUGGCAUUGUCGAAGUUGAAGGUGUUAGUGAAGCGUCUGGUGAUCGGGGAGAUGACAAGGGAACUGAAGAAAAAGGCGUGCCCAACUUCUGGCUGAAUGCAAUGAAGAUGAAUGAGAUAUUGACAGAAGAGAUCACAGAGAGGGAUGAAGAGGCUCUGAAAUACCUGAAUGACAUAAAGUGGUCUAGGCUUGAUGGUUCAAAGGGGUUUAAGCUUGAGUUCUUCUUUGACCCCAAUCCUUUCUUCAAGAACACUGUCUUGGUGAAAACAUAUUACAUGCAUGACGAUGAUGAGCUUAUAUUGGAGAAGGCAAUUGGGACGGAUAUUGAAUGGCAUCCAAGUAAAUGCCUAACUCAAAAGGUCCUGAAGAAGAAACCAAAGAAGGGUUCAAAGAGUGCAAAACCAAUAACUAAAACUGAAAAGUGUGCUAGUUUUUUCAACUUUUUUAACCCUCCUGCAGUUCCAGAUGAUGAUGAUGAGGAGGAGAAAGACGAGGAGGAUGCCGAAGAACUCCAUGAGCAGCUGGAACAAGACUAUGAGAUCGGCUCAACUAUUCGAGACAAGAUCAUCCCUCAUGCUGUAUCAUGGUUUACGGGUGAAGCUGUUGAAUUGAAUGAGUUUCAAGAUACAGAAGAAGAGGAUGAUGAAUGUGAUGAAGAUGACGAUGAGGACGAUGAUGAAGACUCUGAUGACGAGUAACAAUAAGAAAAAUGGUGUGAAGAGUCAACCAAACGAACAUCCUCCGAUUGAAGGCCAGAAAAGUUAUACAUAUAUAGUCAUUGUUGUCUUUGGUCUCUACUUGUGCUUUUUUCCUUUUGGUUAUCAUUUUCCAUUUUUGGUACUUACUUUUUAUUCUCCUGCCCAUAACAAUUUCUUCACUCCCCAUUUUCCUUCAUAUAUGAUAUAUUCGUUGUUUUGUACUCUUUUCGUUCCUGAGUAUUUGUCAAUUUUUUACUUUUGUCAUUAAAAAUGGUGAAUUUUG